GCAUCAAACAGCCCGUCUGUAACUCGUUUUAUUCGCUAUGGCGCGUCAAGAGGUGUUACAUCGACUCUUGUACUGCAUCCACUGGACCUGAUAAAAAUUAGGUUUCAAGGUAAGAUACUAGGAAUAACUUGGUUGUGUGUAACGUGCAAAUGCUUAAGCAAUAGAAAACGUUUUCCGUGUUUGCAUAGCCUGAUAUAAACACGAGAGGGGUUGGGAGAAUUCGAGACAGUUAUACAAACCCGAGACGAAGUAAGUGUCGAGAAUUCUCCCGAUCCCUCGAGUGUUUAUAUCAGGCUCUGCAAACACAGGAAAAAAGUUUUCUAUUACUUUUAUAAAAUAACUCUCCCGAGAAAAAACGCAAACUCUUUGUUACGGUCCUGAUUAAAAGAGAAAUUCUUACCAGUCGCAAAGUCUUAUACACGAAGUCUUGCACGCGUAAUCAGUUCUUGUUUUGCAAAAAGAUGCUUUCCAAAAUACGGAUUUUUCUAGCUUAAAAUGUCAGCUUAAGCGAAAAAAAAUUGACACACCUUCUUUGUAACGAUUUUCCAAGUUUCAGCCGACGAAGGAAUGGGUAAAUAAAGUAAACUUGUCGAGUUUUGAACUUGAAAACUUUUUCAAAUUUGUGCUUGCAUGAUUAGUGCGCGAAAAGCAAAACAUCUUGACGCCACAACCAUGUUUACAUACUCUCAUGCAAACACUCCUCUCGGCCAAUUAGAGCACGUUUACUAUCUUACUUAUUUUAUAAAUUGCCAUGUUAAAUGUAAUGCUAUAUGCAACUAGCUGUGUGGCGUGAAUGUCAAAACUAUAGCAUGAAAUAAAUCAGAAAGCAAAAAAGGCUAAUAAGGUUCGGAUGCUUCUUCAUGUAUAUUUAAGAGGUACACAUAUUUAUUUGUCCAAAAAGGUCAACUUCAGUUGGAUUUUGCCUUUCCUCAUGAUUAAAAAGAUAAGCUGGACUCUUCUUUCAGAUGAAAAAUCAAGUCCUAACGAUGGCCAUUUUUAGAGUUUCCUCAAUAAGAUUCGUAAUUCUGCCAUUGCAGUAAUUAUCUUCAUUAAUCUUAUUUUCCUGACAAUGGUUAUUAACUAAUCCCCGUCCGAAAUUACAUACAAAAACGGCCUUAUAGGAGUUCCAGACUUCCUCAUAUUAGGAGAUUCAGUCAAUCAUACAUGUAAAUGUAGUGGGAUAAAAAGGCGGUACACUGCAUCAUCAAAAUAGGUGUGUAAUAGAGUCAAGAAAAAUGUGGUAAAUGAUGAGCUUGAUGUACAUUUUAUCAGCUCUCUCCAGGGGUAGGAUCCUGGGCAAACCAGGGGAAAACUGAUGGCUUCAGCAGAGGAUGGGUUGGAUUGUCUGUCCUAAGGGACAGACCAUCAGAAAAAUUAUGGGGGUGGGGAAUUUUUGAGUGGCAGAAAUUUUUUUCAUUAUCAAAUUCCUUGUAUGAAUUUUUUUAGGCCGUAGCAUGAAUAUUUUUUAGGGUUAAUUGGCAUGCAUGAAUUUUUUUUCAUUUGAUUCCCCUUAUGCAAAUAUAUUUUUUUUGUACUUAGCUCCCCCCCUCUAAUUGUCCAUCCCUAAGUGUGGGAGAAAUUCAAGACAUUACUUUUUGGUUUGAAUGAAGUGAUGGAGGAAAUUGACAUAAUGAUAAUACAGGUCAUAUAAGUAGACCCUGGCCUGCGUGAAUCUGUCUGCAGGUUUUCUUUUAUUGCACUGUUUUUUAAAAUAUUAAGUAAUAAUUGACCGACGUACCUUCGGGAGCAGUUUCAUAGAAGCUCUGAAAUUCAUGACUAUAAUUUGAGUGGUUCUAACUAUGAUCUCCAACUACACUACCUAAAACAAAUUUUCUCAAGCGUUCAUUUUCUUAUCGGGGUGCAAUGGCUUGGAACCAACUGUCAAAUGAAAUACAUGAUAUGGGGGAUCUUACUAGCUUUAAACUCGCCAUAUCUUAGGAUAUAACUUUUUAUUAUGUUUUUAUCUUAUUUCUUUAAUACUCAUUUCUUGCUGUUCUAUUGUAUUGUUAGUUAAUCACUAGUCUUAAUUUUUAUAAAUUGUAAUUAUCCAACGGCAUGUCUGAAAAGCAGCUUGCUGAGCCAUUUACCGUGUUUAAAUAAAGUUGAUUGAUUGUUUGAUUGAUUGAACUGAAAAAUAUUAUAUUGCUUCCCCAAGCAUAAAAUAAAUAAGUCAAAUUUGAUCGCCAACUAUUAUAGCUUACGUAGGUGGAGGGACCAAAGUUUAAAAGUGCUUCUUGAUGUCCCUGCAAGUGGCUUUUGGCCAUUCUUCUUAUAGUUUUAUAGCCUAAUAACCACAGGUUUUUUUAUAACUGUCAUGAGUACAAAAUCGCACCAGCUACACAGGCAUAAAAAGGUUCUCUCUCAAUCUAAAGAAACCCAUUUAUCAGGUGGUUAUCAUGGGGUUUUUCAUUGAGGAGCACUUGAGCAUUGGAGGCAAUUUUAUUCUCGAAUUUGUUCCACCCAUUUUUCAAUCCGCCUCACUGACACGAGGUCCUAUCCUACAGUGAAACCUGUAUUAAGCAUACACCGUAUUAAGCACACACCCUCUAUUAAGCGGACAGUAGCCAAAGUCCCAAAAUUUAUUUCCCUUAUUUACUUUAAAUGAAAUCUUUAUUAAGCAGACACCUCUAUUAAGCGGACGCGGACACCUAAAAGUACCUGAAAUAGUCAUUUCUAUUGUUACUAACCUGUAUUAAACGGACACUUGUAAUCAAAUUCCACUACCCAACAUGCCAGACACCGGAAAUGCGAAAGAUUACUUCGAAUUGCCACCCAAUACUUUUUUGAUUUUUACAUUAAAAAAUGUGACUUGACGAACUUAUUUGAUUAGUUUCACAGUACAGUAUUGUUUUCUAUUUCGUUUUGUUUGUAUAGAGCUUGUUUCACUCAUCUGAUUUCUUCAAAUUUAAGUUGCAAUCUAUGUUUAUGGUACUAUGACCAAUCGGUCCACUUUGAUAAAGAAAUUAAUGCAAACAUAUAUCGUCAAAGUCUCUGGGAGAAUUCUUAACAUUUCCACUGUUCAUUUACAUGGCAUUUGACAUCUCAUAUGACGUUAUCUAUCGAAACCUGUAUUAGGCGGACACCCUGUAUUAAGCGGACGCUAUAGCAUUCCCCGAGGGUAUCCGCUUAAUACAGGUUUCACUGUACUUGCAAGCUGAUGACAUGACUCUGUAUAAUGAUGAGUUAGAAAAUAGAAAAUUGAUAGGCUAUUGUAGAAAAGAGAAGAGGAAAACAGACCUCGUAUUUCUGCUGAUCAGUUUUAUUAGAAUUAUGUUUAGUAUUUCUUUCAAGAGUUAAGAAGAACUGGUUCCAAUGUAGGGGUCUUUUUACAUCUUGCUCAUAUGGUAAAGCACUGUUGCACUAUACAUGUAAAUAGAGUGGUCAUGGGUUCAAAUUCCAUUGAAGCCUUGAAAUUUAUAGGCUUAAUUAGCAAUUGUUAUUUGCAUUAUUAAGAAAAACACCUUAUAAAAGCAUGCCUUACAUAAUUUUGUUAAUGCAUCUAGUUUCACACAAUAGCUUUAUUUAAUAUUAUAUGAAUGUUUUUGUUAUUAAUUACAGUGUAAUGAUGGCAGUGGGAAGUUGCCAGCGUACAGAGGUCUAGUUGAUGCAGUGCAGUCCAUUGUCAGAACAGGGGGUUUAAAGGGGUUAUACCAGGUUAGUACAUUUGGAGCAUACUUAACCCUCAGUUUAGUGAUUGUUUGGUCGUUUUUGUGCCUGAUAGAGCAAUGCAAUCUUCCAGUUUAAAAGAUUAAGUUAGUAAGCUUAGCAGUGUCUUCAGACAGGACAGGUCUACCUCAUUUUGGGAACAAUCCUUCCAUAGAACUUUAUGCACAAAGCUGCACAUACUUUGGGUACUAGAAAUCCACUUAUUAUUACACCAUUCACCUACUACUUUUUCCAGAUAAGAUUUCUCCUGUCACAGCAUUUUCUCAUUUCUUUUCUCCCAGUAGCUUAAAGCCUGGCUCAGUUUAAAAAAAAUAAAAUAAAUAAAAUAGCUAGAAAUAAAAAAAAAGACCAAAAAAUUAAAGGAAUGAGUACAAGUUCCUUUUUUUUUUUUUUUUUUUUUUAUUUCAGGGUGUGACACCAAAAGUAUGGGGUAGUUAGUCUACAUGGGGACUGUACUUUUUGAGGUAAGUUAUUACAACAGCGAACAAAACAAUAUUUUGUAUAGAAUUCAUAUUUUAAACCUUCAUUAGAAUUCAUGUAUUUAAAUACAUAUUGCUGGGAAUAGCUGUAGAACAGCUAUGAAGGUUCCUUUCUUUCUAUUUUCUUCUCUCCUAUCUGUUUGAGUUCCUACUGCUGCUAUUUUCUUCUCUCCUAGGAAAUUAGUACAUUAAUAUUUUGUACAUUUUGUGUACAGCCAAACCUCUCCACAAUGGCCACCUUGGGGACAGAAGAAAGUGGACCUUGUUGAGAGGUGGCCGUUAUGGGGAGGAAGGAUUUGUAAUAUGACAAUUUUUUUUGAGGCAGCACAACAUGUUUACAGUGUUAUGUUCAUGCUCACUGUUCCAUAAUGAUAAUGGUAAUCCAGUCAUAUAUAACAUAAAGUAUAGCGAUAGAAAUAUACAACAAAAAAUUGAAAAAAAUUUUGAAUGAAAAUGUUAACGAGACAAAACCGCAAGGUUCGCAGCAUUUGCUUAAGUACGUUUGUAUCAUAGCUAUUAAUAUGCUUACGGCAGCAGUAUAAAUGGGGCAUGUUUAAAACUCGAAAUGGCAAAAUGACUAAAAGUAUUUACAAAUAAUACAUAUUUUUCUUUGAUCGGUUUGUCUCCCGACUAUUCGGUCGGUGGAGUUACCACGCGCAUUCUUGACCCGAGCUCUACACCAUUGCGCAGCCAUAAGAUUUGAAGGCUUGUUGUCACGCGUGGUGUACGCACGCAAGCUCAUCAUACGCGCCGAAAAUAGCUCUUCUGUGCGGAAAUUAACUGCAGUGUCAUCAGAGACGCCGAGGUGGCAGAGCGUAUUACAAAGAAAAGCUACCGUCAACUUUAACGUACGUGAGGAUGAAGAAGUAUAAGUCCAAAGUCAAAAAUUGCUAAUAGUUCUACAAAUAAACAGGGUAUAUAAUUUCGUGUGUGUGAGUCUAUCCUAAAUAUAAACAGGGUGUUGCCUGAUCUGAUUUGCUUAAUGAAAUUUAUUUGGAAACAAAAGCAAUAACUGUAACGUGAAAUUUGCUCUAUUGCAAUUGCCAAUAAAUGGCUUUAAAACAAGACGCCGUACAAAAACUGACAAAAUCGAGAAGUCCCUGGGGAGAGGAGAGAUCCUUAGUACUAGAAAGAACAAGUGACUGCGAUAACUGCGAUGGCACAACAAGGUUUGUGAGGUCUUGCAUCAGCAUGCUGAGCAGAGUUUUGCCGGUUCAUGAAAGGCAAAGACAUAACAACUGGACACGACAAAUUAAUAGCGGAAGUCAUUUGUUUUUACUCUUUAGGAAAGUCAUUUCGCCAUUUCGCUAUUUCGUCAUUUCGUUUUUUAAACACGCCCGUGUAAAUGAAACACAAUCAAAAUAUGGUUGCCGCGAUUUAUCAUCAAAGUGCCGUAUGGAUCAACUUUUAUGACCAUUCUUGACUUUUUUAUCAGUCGCUAAAAUAUAGAAGUAUGUUAAGAGUAUCAUGGACGGAACAUAAAACCAAUGAAGAAGUUUUAAAGAUGGCAAAUACAACAAGGUCAUCAUUACCAAUAAUAAAGGAAAGAAAAUGCCAGUAUUUUGGACACGUAAUAAGAGCGAGGUCGAUCAGGCUAAACAUCGGGUCCGGUAUCCUCAGUUAAAGACUUAGGCAUUACACUGGACUCAAUACCCCAAUUUUAAUGAUCAUGUAUACACGUUAACAUCGUCUCUCCUGUCCACGUUAUAUCAGAUUAGUAGGGUGAGGCACCUAUUUACUAAACCUGUCUUGUCAACUGUUUUGAAUUCUCUUAUUUUUAGUAAACCUUUUUACUGUUCCACCGUCUGGGCAGGCACCUCUAAGCAAAAUCUACAGAAGUUACAAUAUCAUCAGUGCAAAACUUCGCCGCCCGCGUAUUAACAGGUACUAAAAAGUUUGAUCACAUCUCGCCUGUUCUUCGGGAAUUAGGGUGGCCCUCCAUCAAAGAUCAGCUAUUAGUCCUUAAUACUACGCAACAAAUACAAAACAAAAUUAAACAAAAUUGUUAAUAGCCUCGCUCCGUUGUACUUGCGUAGUAAACUCUGUAGGCGAUCAGACGCACACAACUACAACACGAGGAAAAAGAGACAAUCUAAAUCUCCCUCUGUGCAAAGCAGUUACUGCACAACGGUCAUUUUACUAUCGCUCUCUAAGUGCCUCGAACUCUCUGACCGCAGACACUAGAAACAGCCCAUUCACUAUGUACCUUUAAGAGGGGCGUCAAACGCGAAUUGCGGGAGCAGAUCCCGUACGUUAAAUAGUUAAUAUUUGAUUUAGUUUAGAUCUCCAAAGAGAUGACGUAAUUGUACGCGCAUAGUUUAGGCUUUUAGUUUUGUACCAAGAUUGUAAUCAAUUUACGCUUUUUCUUCUUAUCCCCUUCUUUUUUAGCAUUUGUAAAUUCACUUCAGAAUAACUCUUUGGGAGAGUUAAUAAAUUUUUUUGUAUUGCAUUGUAUUAUAAAACAGGAAUCAAGUUGAAACCAAACUCCUCUGCCCCCUUACACAGUGUCAUCCCUAAUUGUCUGUCUGUGAUGAUUUAUACACAGGGCUGAGAGGAUUGGGUGACACCCAGUAUCCAUCUUAUAAGUUAAGUUGAUGUAUUUUCCUCCCUUUCAGGAACUGGAACACUAACAGUGACAAAUCCAAUAUGGGUUAUCAAGACUCGCCUGUGUCUUCAGUACACUGGUUCACCAGCUGACGUUACUCAAGCACCGCAAUACAAAGGGAUAAUUGGUAAGAAAGAAGAAAACUUGGCCAACUUAACUUUCGCGAAGACUUAAGGGACUGUUACCAGGGAAGGGAAAAAACUGGCGAAUAGCUGACUGGUGCGUCCCCAGUAACAAUCCCAGAAACAAUUGCGGGACGCAUUUCGGCUCCCGUUCUCUUGUCGUUUCUAAAGUGGUGAAUGGGCAAACCGGCCGGUUUACGGAUUGGGUAAAUGGUAUGAAAAAUCAGGUCUAGUAAAUUUCAUUCCGGAAUAGGGUUUACCAUUUGUUUUACAAAUCAGUUCCAUUUACCGAAAAACGGCCGUGAAGGCCUGAAACUGGUAUCAAAGAUACGUUUUAACAAAUGUAACACAAAUGUUCGUUUCGAAUAUUUCGUCCGGAAAAACAGGACCACCUUUUCAGAUGUUCCGUUGCUCCCGGAAAUUUUCCAAUAAAGGGACACGGAAAGCCCUUUUUCAUUUACUUGUUGUAGUGGUAAAAUAACGAGUUCCUCCUAUUACAGUUAUUUGUCUGACACAAUGUCUGUGUGACCUUCAUUUAGGGAACCAUAGAUCAUACAUGUAUUUGUGUUUAUUAUAAAAUCAUUUCCUAAUUCUUACUUUUUAGAUGCCCUUUUUAAACUUUGGAGACACGAGGGACUCCGAGGAUUAUACAAAUUAAGUUUGCCAGGCUAAGUAAUGUUGCUUGACAUAAACGGCGUCCUCAGUAUUACGACAUUUACGCAAUCACGGUGAUUAGGGCAUCAAGAACGUUUAGAAACAAUCAUAGGUUUUAUGGCGGAAAAAGCAACAACUCUGCACAGUUUCUUGAACAUUUCUUUGCCGCCACCGCAUGACUACGACGUGAAAAUUGCCUAAUUUCACGUUUUGUUGGGGCCAUAAACGAGCGAUGACGAAUUUCUUUUUUUUGUCGGAUAGCGCUAUCCACCAGAUAAAUCAUUAUCCAGUAAAUGAGUGUGAGGAAAACUAAUUACGCCAUCUAGUAGGUAAGGAUUUUUCCGGUGGAUAUCGUUAUCAACCUUUUGAGCAACUAGAGCCUGAUUCAGUGCAAAUGGUGCAAAUCACAAAAUUAGCUCACUUGAAAUGUUUAACCGCGAUGGAAUGUCAGCUACAUAUACUCUGUAUUUUGUUCAAUAGGGUUACGUCCCCGGACUGUUUGGUGUGUCACAUGGUGCUCUCCAGUUCAUGGCUUAUGAAGAACUUAAGAAAGGCUACAGCCAUUACUUCGGUACACCAAUCAAUAAAAAAUUGGUAAGUUAACAAGUCAGUCUUAAGUGGUUGUUCACCGACAUUGAUCAUCACUUAAGUUUCGUUCACGAGCAAAGGUGUACACUUGUCAGUACAGGAACUAUAGAGCUUCAUUAUCACAAUAGGAUGUGAUUGUAUGGUUACUAAGCAUACUGUUUUUGCAUUCUCUGCUUGAGAGGGUAUUUCUGUUUGUUGCUGCUCAUUUUAAGAAUGUGAAGAUUUCGCAGUUUGCUAGGAAAAGUGAUACCGACCUAAGUUGAACUGCUUAGAAUGUAAGGCUUUUGAAUAUGUUAUGUUUCUUUCUAUCACUCGCCUCUUAAAAGCUGACGUGUGGCAGGGCAAAUUACGUAUUUUGGUCUGAGGUAGGGUUAGGCUUUCAGGAAGUAUGCUGCACACCCCCACCGUAAUUUUCAGAAGAACACCCCUCCCCUCCCCCGCUGGACCAGUGCCUUUGUUUUCCGUAAAAGGCGCAUCAUCACGAGAAAAAUUGUGGAGGUUCACUUGCUGAUGUAUAUGAUACAUGUAAUCUUUGAACACCAAGAAAAUGAUUUCGUAGAAAUUCAUUCUCCAACUACAGCUGUAAGCCACGAACAAAGCACAAUUAAUGAUUUCUAAUUGAUUUUCCUCAAAUAGCACUGCUAAGUUUUAAAACAUUGGUCCCCUCUUUACCAACCAGUCAACUUAAAAGAUUCCUAAAUAUUGACUCUGGCAUAUGCCUUGAUAGGCUACCAGCAGUCUCUCUCUGCCUGAAUUAAUGGAGCUGUUCACUUAUAGUAACAGGUCAUUGAAUAGGAAGAAAACUGUUAAAGCCCUUCUUCAAGGUGUGAGCAAACCAUAGUCAAUGGUUUUUGGGCCCUGUCAAACAAGAAACAUCAGCCCAGCCUUUUGAAAUUCUCCUUCCAUCUCGACGUAUUUUUAGCUUAAGACACACCCGUUAGGGAACUUUGUGUUUAUACGAGAAGGUGGGCUGACCCGUUUGUCGAGAUCUCGGCUCGAGCAACCGGGAUCUCGGCCUCGUCCUCUCAUAUGUAUUUAGCUUAACAGUUAGCUAAUUGGGGGCACUUUCCUACGUGCUGGCACACUAAUCUAUGACAUGACUUUUAAGUUAAUGAUCUUACCUAAAAUCUAAAACUAUAUACAAAUGUCCACGACUCAAAAUUUACACAGGUCACCGCAAUUACUAUUAUCAUCUAUAUGGCUCGAAAGGUCCACACCGCGUAUAUGUUUCUUAAAUGCUUUGAGGCUUGUCAACUUUCUGAGCUCACUACUGACCUUUGACGAAAUGAAAGGUCAUUGGUAGCGCAGGGAAUGCCUCCCAUAGGCCACUAUAUCAAAUCGGGGUAGUUCAAAAUCACAGUUUCUUAGGCUUUGGUGUGUUCUUUUGAUCGUAAAUAACUCAGAUACACACCUGUGAGCCAUCCUGUAUUUCAUUUUAUACAUUAGUAUUGCAAUGUCUUGCAAACGCCUGUUACAAGGCGUAGGCAGCUUGGCGCGAUUGAGGAGUUCCUCGUAUGCCUCAGUUUGAGAUUUAUAUACUGUGCGCAGCGCACGCUCUUGGAUGCGCUCGAUUUUUCUGCUAUCAGGUGAUUUGCAGAUUUUCCAUACUGAAUGAGAGUGAGUUAAGUAUGGCAAAACAGACGUCUUGUAUAACAUUAACUUCGCGUUACAAGGUAUUAAGUUUCGCAGACGUACAAACAUUCCUACUUUCUGACUAGCUCUCAUACAUAACUCGCUAAUAUGACCCGCAAAGUUAAGAUUCUCGUCAAUGUAGACUCCUAGUAAUUUCAUUUGCUCUGUUUUCCUGAUGUCAUAAUUAUCAAUGUUCAAAGUUUUGUCGUCAUUCUCUGCAUCGAUAUUCCUGGGAUUGACAGUUAAGGACUGGAACGUCUACCGAUUAGCAAGAUGAAAGUUGUUUUUAUAUCAAGACUACGCUAAAACAGACCCUUAGUAUGCAUUGUUUCCUCCUCCUUCUAGAAUUCAACAGAGUACUUGAUAAUGGCAUCAUUAUCAAAGAUCUUCGCUGCCACGGCCACGUAUCCGUAUCAAGUAGUCAGAUCAAGACUUCAGGUAAACAGACCUCCUACUUUUUAUCUCUUAGUGUAAGGUUAUGUCCACAAGAUUAAUUCCAACAGGCGCUUUUCAGCUAGUGAUUCACGUGGUACAAAACCGCCAUGCAGGAGAGUAAGGGACACACUGAGACAAGACAAGCAAAAGGUUCACUAGACUUUCUCAAAGCCCGUUUCCGGUAUCUGCUUGUUUGGUGGUCAGUUGGCGCUCGCCUUGCGAUUUCUCUUUCGCUCGCCUCGCGCAGUGGACUUGUGUCAAGUCUAAAUGCUCACGCCAUUUAAAAUCGUAAUUCCCUUUGUUUGUCUUCUCCCAGUGCGAUUCUUGCUCUCCAGCAUUACGUUUUUUUUUAUUAUUAUUAUCAUUACUUGAAUGGCUAGCUGCAAAGGGCCUAUUAAGAUAUGAACGCAUACAAACUUACAGCUGUUUUUCCCUAGAGACGAAGUCUGGGUUGAAGUCGUAAGAGCAGUCUUUAAAACGCUUACAACCCAUCAAAACUUGGAGUCGUAAGCAGAGUCAAAAGCGCGAGGGAGUUGUAAUCAGGACAAUACCGUUUUGUUCCGACUCUACCUACUAUGACAGCGGCAUGCCCAGCCACCCAUUGUAUCCUACUCUUGCCAAAACAAAAGAAAGCUCUGUGCGCCUGCGAGUUCCAAGGAGCCAACUCCAUAUGGGUUACUACCCAGCGCUUUAAAAAUAGUUUCAUCAAUACGCUCUUUAUUAAAAACAACAUAGCAAUCUAAUGUUAAGUUGUUGUUGUUGUUGUUUUUUUUUUCUUUUUUUAAUGCUUAUGUUAAUAUCGUAUACAGAAUUUAAAGGUUUGUACUCUUUGGGCUUUUUAAUUGAUUUUAAAUUUUGCAAAAUGUAAGUUAUAUAUUAGUUUAGCUUGAAUGUAUUUUGGCUUUAAAAAAUAAUUGAGACUACAGACUUUUAAAAUACACUCCCCCCCCGAUCUAAUGCGAGAAACCAGAUUGUCCGAAGAUUUUAAAAUCUUUGAAAUGCGCUUUGAUUCACCUUGAAACGGCUAGUUGUGGAGCAACUGUCAAGAAAAAGUUCAUCCAAGUAAUUUUUUUAAAUACAAAGUAAAAAAAUUUCAGUUCAAGCUGUUAUUCAUCAGAGCUCAUUUCCUUUAUCGCAAUGUUUUUUUGGUUUGUUUUGUUUUGUUUUGUAGAAUCAAUACACGAUGGCCAAAUACAAUGGAGCAGUGGACGUUAUCCGUAAAACGUUCAGGUGAGAUGAGGGACCCGCUGCGUCGAUUUUAUUUUUUGUUGAAAGGAGUUUUUGAAAGUGAAAUUUUCCAGCGCUACAAGAUUUAUACCUUAAACAGUCGCCUUCUGACAUUAGCUUUUUUGUCGACUUUAUAGGUACGAAGGAGUGAGAGGAUUUUAUAAAGGAUUGGUUCCUAAUGUUCUCAGGUGAGAUCCCCAACAAAAGAGCUCCUAGGUUUUACCCGUCUGGAUGACAGUGAGUAAUUGGCAGGCCCUAGUUAUUCAAAAGGUAGAUAACGCUAUCCACUGCAUAAAUCUCUAUCCAGCGCAUAACGCAGUUGGUAUCCAUAAUACGUAUCCACUGGAUAGUGAAUUAUCAGGUGGAUUAUGCUAUAGAACAUUUAAUCAACCGGGGCCAGAAUUGUAAUGUAGAUGUCGCGGAUAAAAGGACAACGGCACCUGUCCUCUUUAACAGUAAGCUCGGUCUUCACACGUGAAAGAUCAGUACAGUUAUUAACGCAACUGUGCGUGAAAAAUCCAAAAAACAGAAAACAAAAACAAGAACAAACCCGGAAGGCAGCAUAAGAGGACGUCUAUUGGUCCAAUCAUGAGCUUAUUGUUAUCCUCCCAGCCCGUGCUAUGUAUGAUUAGUGAAACAAAAGAGGCGGUAGACCACACCACCUGGGAAACAUUUCCUAUUCUUUUUCAACAAUAGUGGCAGUUGGUUGUUGUACAACACUAUGCGAAAGUAAUGAUGUGAAACUUCACCGAAAUUCGUCAAAAUUCACGAAUUUCGAGAGGGGAUAUCGGUAAAAUUUCGGUGCAUCUAUUGUCGGCGAAAUUUCGCGCAAUGAGACGAAAUGGGACGAAAAUUCGGCUCUAAACGAAGGUUCAGUACUGUUUGUCCACUUUUGCUGAACUAUUAAUGAGAGGAAGGAUGAAGGAAGUAAGGCCAAAGGCUUAAAAAUAAUGACAAUAAUUUAAGAAUUUAUAACGCGCAGAUAUCUAUGUGACUAUAAUCAAAUCCGCGAUAUUAACGCCACUUCCCGAUCGUCUGGUCUCGGGCAAGGUCUUAAACAGACAGUAGAGUGGCAUUUUCUUUUGAUAAUGAACUCUGUUCUGUGACCGGCCGGGAUUCAAACCAGGGCCUCCCACAUGCUGCAUACCAACUGCUUUAUUUGGCUGAAAUAAGGCUCAUACGAGAAACAGACAAACCAGCCAACACACAAAAAUAGGCAUGGAAAGUUGAAAUGAUAAUAGAAAAUGAUAACUGUAGUUUGACCUGGUUAUAAUGGUCACCCUCGACUGGUACUUAAGAUACUUGCCGCCUAAUGAAGGUGGUCGCUCAAUAAAAGAUCACAAAAAUUGCCCACUGGGUUUGGCCGUCGAAACGGAACUAAUUGAUAGUCUUCAUAGAAGAACACUUCAUUCAAUUCUUCAUUCUAUCAAACUAUAAAGCAAUCAACGUCCUUUCAGGCGAACUAUACCAGGGCGACCCUGAUCUGUAUUGAUUUUUCACUUUCUAUUCAUUCAACAAAGUUGCUGACUUGUAACCGUAACGGGGAAAUAAACUCACCUUUAUGUUAAAGCACCAUCCGUUAUUCUGCCGGCCAACCAGACAGUGUUUGUGAGUCCUGACGCUCAAACCGAAAUGUCUCAUUCAUUCAUUAUUUUCUUACGUUUAUGUGUGGCCGCUAGUGAAUACAGGCAAAAAUAACAAGAAGGGCAAAACAUGGGCUGCAAAGGGGUGGCUGAGGUCGCUUAAUAAAGGUGGCCACUUGUUAAAGAUGACGAUUACAAUGUUUGUACUGUAUGCAGGGAAGUUCGGAGCUUUGAAAACAGCUCUCUAAUACAGUUAAAACGAACAACUAGACAAAACGUAUAGGAACAGCACAUGAAAAAACAAACAAACAUAGUAAAAGGCACGAGACAAACGUUGUUUGUGAUUGGGUUUGUUUGUUUUUGUUUUUACAGAGUGACUCCAGCGUGUGCUCUGACUUUCGUGGUAUACGAAAACGUCAUCCAUUUUCUUAUGCCGUCCAGCUAACUUGAAAAGACCAAUGACUGAUAUAUUCUGCUGCUUGACACGUCUCUCUCCUGUUUACACCCUCAUCAAUAUUUUUUAAGGUGGAACUGGGUUUCCUGUGUUCAGUAUUGAAAGAAUUUCAAACGUGUGGCGUUUCUUCAGCAACAGACGUAGCACAGCUUGAUACAUGUAUAUUAGAGAAUAUAAGAGGCUACUCCAGUUUUGUGCCGCCCUCCCAUCCCCCAACGAGCUGCGCGAGGUUUUGCUAAACACGUAUUUUUAGUUCUUCUCCUGUAACGCCUGCAUGUCGUGGCGAACAUGCGGGCACGCGCUCUUGCAAAACAGAAGAUCGAUAUAUUUGUUUGUAAGUUUUAUGGUAACGUAGCAAAAAAAGGACUCUUCCACACCAAUUCGCUCUGAUAAAACCUUAGCUUUCCUUAACUUUCGCUGGGAUAAACCCAUCAAGAGUUCUGUGUCUUUACUUGCCUUUUAGGGCAUUCUUGGACCUGCAUAUCGUUUGCGAGCAAGCUCUUUCGGGGAUGCGGGGGCGGGGGAGGGAAAAGGGGAGGGAGAGCUUGCACUUACGUCCCAUAAAUUUGAAGUCCGCCCCAAGAACUCCCUAUGGCUCCUCUGUUGUUGAGCUGUCAAAAAUUGACCAAUCAGAUCUUCCCCUUUUCCCCCCCCCCCCCCCCGGAGAGCUUGCUCGCGGGCUACCCUGCAUACAAAGCGUUCGUCUGUCCCAUCUAAAAAGGUGUCACAAGCUCUGACGUCAGCGUUUUUGAGAACCCUCUUAUUUGCCCGUCCACACUAAAACGAUUAGCUUUCGAUUUUUAAAAGACUCCUUUUUCGAUAGCGUUUUCCUAAACGUUCGUUUGAUCGCUUCAGUGUGUGAAGGCAAGGCCAAAACGCGUAAAAUAUCUACCUUGUCAAACGAAACGCAUUAAAGUGGAACCUCCAUAUAUCGAAGGGCUAAGGGACUGACAAACGAAGUUUCGUUAUUUUUCAUUAGUAUUCUACUCUUGUCUCGAGGACGUCGUUUUGUAGUAGUUCCUUAAAUUGAGGUUCCUCUGUAUUAUUCUUAGGGUCCGUAAGACGAACUGAAAGAUAUAGAGUUACAGUUGAAAGUUGCAGCAUGGUCAUUGCUUUGAAAGUAUGUCGAUACUCCCCGAUAAAAGACAGUGAC
Messenger RNA from Porites lobata, 14598 nucleotides. The record is from the annotation of a GenBank genome assembly. Lineage: Eukaryota; Metazoa; Cnidaria; Anthozoa; Scleractinia; Poritidae.